Molecule: messenger RNA, 1404 nt
Organism: Penicillium subrubescens
Lineage: Eukaryota; Fungi; Ascomycota; Eurotiomycetes; Eurotiales; Aspergillaceae
Product: MFS transporter
Exons: 1
Coding region: 1-1404 (467 amino acids)
Biological process (GO): transmembrane transport; intracellular polyamine homeostasis
Molecular function (GO): polyamine transmembrane transporter activity
Source: RefSeq, a predicted model, not a curated record
AUGUCGGAAACCCAAUUCACCGAGACGACCGGAAUGUGUACUUCGCCGACUCGAACAUGGUUCGAUCGUUUCUGUCUUGUGCAGAGACUGGCAGAUCCCAAAACUCACUCCCCAUGGCAGAAGCAUGCCAUCACCAUGGUAGUCACUACAAUGGCCUUCACUGCACCCUUUGCCUCCUGCAUCCUCUUCCCGUCCUUCACCACCCUCGUCGAUUAUUUCCAUACAACUGAGACCAAAGUCGCCCUGACGACGACCGUCUUCCUCCUGGGUCUAGCAGUUGCUCCAUUGUGGUGGAGUACAUUAAGCCAGGAGUACGGUCGCCGACCAGUGCUCGUAUUCAGCUUCCUUCUCUCAACGGUCGCCGUGAUCGUCUGUGCCGUGUCAAAUUCACUCCCAUUGAUCAUCGUCUUUCGCCUCAUUGAGGCACUGGGCUGUUCAUCUGCACAAAGUGUCGGAGCGGGUGUCAUUAGCGAUAUUUAUAUUUCCACUGAAAGAGGAUCAGCGCUAGGAUGGUUCUACCUUGGCACCUUGAUCGGACCUUUGAUUGCUCCGAUCAUUGGAGGUGCCCUUCAAAUUUGGCUUGGCUGGCGAUCGCCGCUUUAUUUCAUGGCCAUCUUCACAUUCAUUACCGCAAUCCUCACGAUGUUAUGUCUCCCUGAGACGUUGAUCAAAGCUUCCACUGAAGACCAGGAGGAAAAGCUUCAGUGGCACCAAACAGCAAAGCGUGACUUGCUGGCCCCAUUGCCAAAGUUGAAAUUCCUGUUGGUGCCGUCGAUAUCUUUGACAAUCGCCUAUGUGAGCAUAUGUUUCGCCAGUCUCUAUUGUUUCAACACGACUCUUCCUUAUGCGUACGCGGCGCCACCUUAUAAUUUCUCUGCCAUUGAGACUGGACUCUGCUACAUCAGCAAUUGUCUUGGUUACGCGAUUGGAAGCGUCGUCGGUGGAAAAUUGAGCGACGCCAAGCUGCUCAAAUACCAGGAGACGCAUGGUGGAGAGAUUCGCCCGGUCGAGAGAAUCAGGACCGUAUGGUACGGUGUUGGCUUCGUCCCCGCUGGCCUGAUCAUCUAUGGCUGGCUGGUCGAAAAACAGGUCUUCUGGGUCGCCCCUCUGGUUGGAGCAUUCCUGUUUGGACUAGGACUCAUGCUUGUCACCUCGACCAUCAUGCCCUUCCUGGUGGAUAUCAAACCGGGGGUGGGUGCUUCUGUUGUGGCUGAUUUGAACUUGGUUCGGAACGUUCUGGCCGCUAUUGGCACUGUUUUGUCUCCAAUUGCAGUCACAAAUAUUGGAUUCGGAUGGUGGAUGACCAUUAUGGCCCUUCUAUGCUCCUUGGCGGUCUUUUUGAUCGUGAUUGUUAUCUGGAAGGAAGGGGCUGAGAAGAAGCCAGACUCAGAAUCUGUUGUGUGA